Messenger RNA from Melanaphis sacchari, 1571 nucleotides. RefSeq names its product anosmin-1 (gene Kal1). NCBI's taxonomy places the organism in Eukaryota, Metazoa, Arthropoda, Insecta, Hemiptera, Aphididae. The transcript is spliced from 7 exons. The record is from RefSeq and is a predicted model, not a curated record. Gene Ontology annotation, molecular function: protein binding; peptidase inhibitor activity. Gene Ontology annotation, cellular component: cell surface; extracellular region. Gene Ontology annotation, biological process: neuron differentiation. Bases 172 to 1554 code for a protein of 460 amino acids.
GUUGUUGUCUGGAAUACCUGCCGACGACACACGCUAACGCAUCCGUAGCCGUCGCGAAUGGUCAUAGGCUGCAGCCGCCGUGUAUUGCAUACCGCCGAUGCACGCGUACACCAGUUUGGACAGCGACUGAAACGCAUCGAACCGGCGACUGGACUUUGACGAAUCGUCAUCAUGAAGUGCCGCGCACGACCGUCUUCCGCCUCGUUUCGGUGGUACAUCGUGUUGCAGUCGACCGCGGUCUUUGCCGCUGCCGUCGCCACCGAUGCAACCGCCACCACCGAUGCAGCCACCGCUGACGCGAUAACUGCACUCGUUGGCGAUCCCGUGCGCGAUGCACGUUGUUUCGCUAAGUGUUACCGCCACGUCUCCGCCGAACAGCCCAAAUGUUAUAGCGGCUGUCUGAACAAACGAUGGAUUAAUAAGCCGGGCAAGUGUCCGGUCGGCGACCUUGACAGCGUCGCCUCGCUGGACCGACCGUGUUUGGAGCAAUGCAGUUCCGACGACUUUUGUCAUGCCGAGUACAAGUGCUGCCGGCACAGUUGCGGAAUAACAUGCCAGCCACCCGUCGGCUUAGCUGACCACCGACCGGGUUUACCAAACGUGCCAAAAAUCGUCGCAGUGUCGGAUUACGGUAAGGCGCUGGCGGUCGAAUGGUCUGCGCCGUCUAUGGACACAUCCAUAGGUCACGUUACGUAUUUGGUCCAGGAACGACACCACGUGGGCGUCGAGUAUGUACCGGAGCGUAUGACCACAUGGGCAAUAGUGGCCAGGACCGACAGGACACGGGAACAGUUCAGGCAGCUGCACUUACCAGGACGAUGGUUCCAGUUCCGCGUAGCCGCCAUCAACGAGAACGGUACCAGCGGUUACUCACCGCCUUCCGAGCAGUUUUUUGUCGAUAUCGGACCGAACGUCGAUCCACCUGGACCGCCACAGGACUUAAUGGUGUCGUCGUUAAAAUGGACCAAUAAGGAGUACCAGCAGUGUGUGUUGUCGUGGAAGCCACCCACCAAGUCCGUUCUACCCGUGCGAAAAUAUAAAGUGUUCAUCAGCGUACACGACGGACCGCACGUUUACCACAAACGGAAUGUGGUCCCGGCAGAUAUUUUGAGGUUUACAAUCAAAAAGCUGAACUCAAAUUCCGAAUAUUUUCUUCAAGUGCAAGCCAUUAGCGAAUUCGGAAGAAAAAGAUUCGCAGGUCAAAAGGCUUCAACAACCCUGAAAACCAAAGGAAAAAAAAUAUUAAAUCCUAAACAAAUCGCAGGACUUAAAAUUGUUGUAAUUGGAAAUCCUGACAAACGUAAUUUAAUUAAUGCUAGACUAUCAUGGAGACCAGUUACUAUGACAUUAAAGAAAUUUCACUACACAUUAUCAUGGUCUUCAAAAGAUUGCAAAGACGAGAGUAAGCCAUUAAGAGUAAGAACUCCGGUGCCGUACUUUGAUUUAUUUUCAUUAAAACCACAAUGCGAGUAUUUAAUUAUAGUUUCAACUACAUUUAAUGGAUCCAAAUACGUGGGUUCAUUAAAUUUUACACCUACUGUAUUGAAGCUUUGAAAAUUGAAAUAUUUAUA